GCUUUAUCGUAAUGCUAAGCUAAUCGUAUUUAAAACACGAUGAGAAAAAAUCGAAUUACGAAUAAUGUUAAGUAAUAACAACAAUAAUCAAUAACAAUAAUUAAGGAUUACGUCUGCGGUCCGCGAAACACUUGUAAUAACAUAUUUCUCCUUUCCUCCAAUUUAAUAGCAUUUAUUAAAGAACAUUACCACACGGUCGGCGUCCGUAUCCCCCACUUUUAGAAACCUUUUUGACGCACACGAAUCGGUUUAUUAUCGACGGCGGCGAUUUCCGGUUCACCUUGUGAAUAUUGUUGGAAUAAUAAUAAUAAUGCAGUUUCGUGUACACAUUACAUACCUAUUAUAUUAAACAUAUUUUUUCCCCGUAGCUUUCCAUUCGACUAUGGUUGCCGACCGUGUCCUUUCCCUCUGCUAGCUUCCGUCGGUCGUGGCAGUCGCGAACAACGGCACAACGCUGAACGGCCGAACAUUCGUCAGUCGUCAGUACCUGCACAAACGUCUUGUUAUAAUCUCUGUCGGUCGUUGCGUUUACGUCCGCUUUCGCAUUUCAUAAUCGUGACAUUGUUUCUUUUUUUUUUUGCUUAGUCCGAUUCUUCGUUGUAUUAUGCGAGUGUAUCACUGCGAUCGUCGUCAAUCUUUAAAAUAAGCACAAUUUUUUACUAUUUAUCUUAUCAAGUUAAUCACCACUGAACAAAACAUGAAUAAAUUCGCCUUGCCUGCGCUGCUAGUCUGUCUGGUUAUUGGCAACAAUGUUAACUGGGGUGUCAGUGGAAUUGAAGGAGAAACAGAUUUGAACGAUUUACAAGACACUGUGAAAAAGAAGUUUGACUCGCUUGUACCUGGAUUACCCAAUUUGGAUCAGUUUAAUGAGUCUAUACCGGCCUUAGACGAAGGCGAAAGAGUGUUGAAAGAAAAAUGUUUAAAAAAUAGCCAAUCCAAUGACUCUUAUGAAAUGACUGUGGAGGCAAAGAAAGAUUUUGAAGUUUGUGUAAAAUCUUUAGUUGAUAUCGCAGAAAUAAAAAAAGAAAUUAAUGAUGCUAAACCUAAAGGUGAUCUUGAUAUGGUAUUUAAAAAAUACUGCAGAAAGUCACCAGAUUUUAAGGAUUGUGUUUUAAACUUCACAUCUACUAUAGACGUUUGCUUGGAUGAAGGUGAAAAAGAUAGCAAAAAAAUUCUUCAGAGUGUCACGGAAGCUUUAUUAUCAUUUGUAUGCCAUGAUGAGGGUGAUCGUAUAGCAUUAUUUUAUUCAGAGGGUGGUCCAGAUUGUUUAAUGGAUAAAAAGGAAGCUAUACAACACUGUCUUAAUACAUCAUUCAGUAAGUAUAUGCCUAAUGGUGAACCAAGCUUGUCUAGCUUACCAGCAUUCAAAUUUGAAGAAGAUCAAUGCAAGAGUAUGAGUGAGCUACAAGUGUGUGUAAUUGCUGAGUUAGAAAAAUGUGGAGAACCAACACCCGCUAACAUUAUUGAGUCAUUGUUCGAGUUUGUACGUCGAUCAACUCCAUGCUCAAAGUUUCAGAGUGCUCAAACACGUAAAAAAUCUUCAGGUGUUUCGUUACAUGCAACGAUCUCUAUUACAGCAUUAUGUACCUUAACAGUCCUGUUAAGUCGAAUUGGAUUCUAUUAGUAUGUUGGCAAUACUUACAAAAUAACAUUAAAAUUUUAAGUAAGGCUUAGAAUCAAAAUCCUUGAUAUAUAUUGAGACCUAUAUUGAACUAAAAUAAAUUAAUUUAUUAUAUAUAAAUAUUAGACAGUAAUAUUUUUA
This is a messenger RNA of Melanaphis sacchari, 1762 nucleotides long. Its product is annotated as 27 kDa hemolymph protein-like. Bases 698 to 1624 code for a protein of 308 amino acids. Lineage: Eukaryota; Metazoa; Arthropoda; Insecta; Hemiptera; Aphididae. The transcript has 6 exons. The record is from RefSeq and is a predicted model, not a curated record.